Messenger RNA from Xiphias gladius (swordfish), 2619 nucleotides. RefSeq names its product fascin actin-bundling protein 1a (gene fscn1a). Bases 22 to 1518 code for a protein of 498 amino acids. Gene Ontology annotation, biological process: actin filament bundle assembly; cell migration; establishment or maintenance of cell polarity. The transcript is spliced from 5 exons. Gene Ontology annotation, molecular function: actin filament binding; protein-macromolecule adaptor activity. The record is from RefSeq and is a predicted model, not a curated record. Gene Ontology annotation, cellular component: cytoplasm; ruffle; filopodium. Lineage: Eukaryota; Metazoa; Chordata; Actinopteri; Istiophoriformes; Xiphiidae.
CUCAAGCUCACAGAACCGACAAUGACAACUAACGGCGCGACUAACGGAACCAGCGACAUGCUGCAGAUCCAGUUCGGUCUGAUCAACUGCGGGAACAAAUACCUAACGGCGGAGACCUUCGGCUUCAAAAUCAACGCAUCCGCCACGAGUAUGAAGAAGAAGCAGAUCUGGACUCUGGAGCAGAGCGGCGACGACUCCAGCGGGAAUGUGUUCCUCCUCAAGUCACAUCUGGGCCGGUACAUCGCCGCCGAUAAGGACGGGAACGUUACCGGAGAAACCGAGACCCCGGGGCCGGAGUGCCGGUUCAUCAUCACCGCCCAUGAUGACGGCCGCUGGUCCCUGCAGUCCGAGCCGCACGGCCGCUACCUGGGCGGCACCGAGGACCGAAUCAUCUGCUUCGCCCAGACCGCCUCUGUGGCGGAGAAAUGGAGCGUGCACAUCGCCAUGCACCCGCAGGUGAACAUCUUCAGCAUGACGCGCAAGCGGUACGCGCACCUGAGCGCCAAGGUGGACGAGAUUGCCAUCGACCGGGACGUGCCGUGGGGGGUGGACUCCAUGAUCACUCUGGUGUUCCGCGACCAGCGCUACCACCUGCAGACCUCCGACAACCGCUUCCUGAGGAACGACGGCGCGCUGGUCGCCACCACAGACAAGAGCACGGGCUACACGCUGGAGUUCCGCUCCGGUAAGGUGGCCUUCAGAGACUGUAGCGGCAGGUACCUCGCGCCCUCCGGGCCCUCCGGCACCAUGAAGUCCGGCAAGGGCGCGCGCGUGGGCAAGGACGAGCUGUUCGUGCUGGAGCAGAGCCACCCGCAGGUCGUGCUCACAGCUGCCAACGAGAGGAACGUCUCUACCCGGCAAGGUAUGGAUCUGUCAGCCAAUCAGGAUGAGGAAGGUGACCAGGAGGUGUUCCAGGUGGAGAUUUGCCGCGAAAACAGGAAGUGUGCGUUUCGGACUGCUGCUGGGAAAUACUGGACCCUCACUGCUAAUGGCGGCCUGCAGUGCACUGCCUCCACCAAGUCAGCUAAUUGCUACUUUGACAUUGAGUGGCGUGGGAAGAGGCUGACUCUCCGGGCCGCCAAUGGGAAAUAUGUUGCCGCCAAGAAAAACGGCCAGCUAGCAGCCACGAUUGACUCUGCAGGUGAGACCGAGGAGUUUAUCAUGAAACUGAUUAAUCGCCCGAUCAUCGUGCUGCGUGGGGAGCACGGCUUUAUCGGCUGCAGGAAGGUUACAGGGACGCUGGACUCCAACCGCUCCUCCUACGACUACUUCACUCUGGAGUUCAGAGACGGAGCCUACAGCCUGCAAGACUCAACGGGUAAAUACUGGAUGGUCGGGAACGAGCAGUCGGUGGUGAGCAGCAGUGACACACCCGUCGACUUCCUCUUUGAGUUCUGCGACUACAACAAGCUGGCCGUCCGCCACGCCGCCGAUGGCAAGUACCUCCGCGGCGACCACGCCGGUGUGCUGAAGGCCAAUACCGACGACCUGGAGACCGCCACGCUGUGGGAGUACUGAGGAAAGCGGGGCAACCAUGGCAACGGGGAUGCGGUGAUGCUGAUGUGAAUGAAUGAAGUGUGGCGACGCAGCAUGGCAGCACCACCCGUCCAUACAUCUACCUAUCCACCACCCCCUCUCCCUUUCCCUUUCAUUCCUUAUAUUAUAUCCUGUACUUAUAACUUUAUUUGUUGAUAAACUGCACAGAGAGAACAGGAAGGAUAUAAGAAGGAAGGAGACACUUGUCUUUCAUUCUUGCCUCCCUUUCCUUCCUUUUAUCCUUCCUUUCUCCCUUUCCCAGCUCUGCUCUGCAGUGCCGACCUUUAUCUAUUGCCAUAGUUACCGUGGGGCUGUGCACUUUUUCUGCUCCAAUCUGGUUCGCUGCUCGACCUGUCACUCACUCCCUCCUCGCCUUAUGAUUGGGCCGUCCCUCUCCCAGAGCAGAGCAGAGCCACAUUUAUAGAGCCCCCUCCUCUCUGAGUUAACCCCCUCGUCUUUCUACCUGUCUCUAUUGUCUGUGUGAGCAGCGCAUGGUGGCAGUAUUUAUGGUGUCUGACCUAAUCUGGUAGAGCCGUUUCUACCUGAUCUAAUCUCCCAAAACAGACGCACUCCUGCAUUAAAUCUGCUUCAGCUGCUUCCUGUUAGCUGGAUAUGAAAGAUUGAGAAAGUGGGUGUGUUCUUAGUGCAGGUUGGGUCUUGUGGAACCAGAUUUUCUGCUUCUAUCAGACCAGGCCGUGUAUGUUUUGUUUUCAUGAGCAGGCCUUGUUGGCUCUGUGUGAAGACUGUGAUAUAACUGGAGUGGAUCUUAUGAUGAUAAAGAUAUCGAACAUAAUGUAACUGAUGGGCUUAACCUCCCUCUCUUCAUCUCAACUGUAAAGUAUUGAAAUGUAAACCAGUUCCCUGUGUUGUUCUCUAGCUUUUUUCUCUCUUGUUGGCGGGGAGUCCGAUCCAAUUUCCUGGACCAAACAGGAUGUAGGAAGUUACAACACUUUACCCCCCCUCCACAAACUAAACCUAUUGUCCUGAGAACAGUAUAAAGAAGAUUAAAAAAUAAAAAUGGUGCGGUCACUUGUGUUUACUGCACUCACGUCUUUUUGAGGAAAAAAAAAAAAAACUUGCCAA